AUGCAGACGGGGAAGGAAGAAAUCUUCUGGGCUGUACCACGCCUUAGCAACGCAGACUGUAUCGGGCCUCUUGCCGAGGUGCCCCUAUCCCGAGGAGACUCUGGUCUUGACGGCAAUCAGUCAGGCAUGACAGAUAAAGAAGUUCACAUGUCACACCUGUAUGGAGACAAAACAGAUCAUAAGGAAUCCACCACGAUUGCUGAGGAACGUGAGGGUCAAGAUGCCGCUCAAGAACGUUCCAAGACUCCUUCACGCAUCUACGAAGAUACAGCAGAGAAAUCUUCCUGGCCAACAUCAGGUAUUUACGUCUGUGGAGCCUCUACGGACCCCGGAGUUUCGUCACGGCUCUACGGAAACUCAGAGGAAAUAAAAAAUUCUGCUGAGUCUGACGUGUACCACGGCGAAACCAUAUCUGGUCUUACUGCAAAACAAAAUGCAGGUACAAGUUCUAACGAUUCCUUGGCGAGGCAAGAAGAAAAUAACCAUCCUGCUGGUACCGAUGCUUUUGCGGAAGUUGUUACAACGGAAUUAAUAAAUCCGAUGUACACGCACAGCGUUACGCGAAGAGCAACAGAAGAAGAUUUCAAGAAAGAAAAGGACAUUCCUGGUACAGAUGGACUUGAUGAGAAACCACUUGGCAACCGAUGUGCAGUGGUAAAGAAGGGCAUGGAAAACCCUGCAUAUGGGAUCGGGGCUCUUGGAGCAGCAAGUCAAGGCACAAGUGAGACUGAGCAGGAAAAUCACUAUGAAAACAUGGACGAUCUGAGGACAGAUUUGAAAGAUGAAGAUACUAACAGCGAUCCAAUCAGAGAACGUCAAUCCUCAGUCAACGACGUGCCACAAGAUGCUAUGAAUGGAGAUACCGACAACGAGCGUUCCUAUUUUAGAAGGAUGUUCCUCACUACAUUUUCACGGAUGAUCUGUGUCCUCGUCAUCAUUGCCGUCAUUAUGGGUGUGGUGGCGUUGACAGUGGUCAUCAUCAAGACGAGAACCAUCUCAAAAACCCGGGAGGCGGUAUCCACUACAGAAUCUCUACAAACUUCGAGUCCACAUCAAACGAUGACGUUCACUGGUGAAGUGACUUCUUCUGCCACUACUGCCACUAGCAUUACUACAGCAUCUGUGAUUCUGACGGAGCCUCCAAGCACUCUGACAACAGAACAGAGUAUUUCCUGCUCACCAGGAAACUACAGCGAUUGUGCCGAGAUUUACGAAGGAGGGUGUAGAACUAGCGGUGUUUACCGCAUCAUCCUUCAGAACAUCACAACCGUGGAUGUAUACUGCUACAUGGAUACUGACGGAGGAGGCUGGACUGUCAUUCAGCGUCGGCUUGACGGGUCUGUUCCGUUUAACCGUACCUGGGAGGACUACAAACGUGGUUUUGGCAACAAGACCGGUGAACACUGGCUGGGAAAUGACUACCUCCAUCUACUGACGUACCAGAAGAACUACAGCCUUCGGGUUGAUGCGAUACCAAGGGGAAUAUAUUACCCAUCGACUUGCAGCCAUGGUUACUUUAGGGUAUCAGAUGAAAACAAUAACUUCAAACUGGAUUUAGGUCCAACCGAGGGAAUAGGCAUCAUUUGUGAUCAGAUGAUUUCCAUUCAUUCAGGGUGUCCGUUCAGUACUGUGGACAAGAACAACAAUGGUAUCAACAAACAUUCUAGAGCUCUCAGCUGUGCUAAGCGCUAUGGAGGUGGCUGGUGGUACAAGUAUGUGUCGUGUGGUCACAUGACAGGUUUUAACCAACAGUGGAACUUCUGUUCGUUUAAGAGCUGUAGAAAGUUUAAGGUAAAUCCGAAAUCUAUGAUGCUGAUGGCAAUCCUGUCUGGAAAAUGA
Messenger RNA from Branchiostoma floridae (Florida lancelet), 1839 nucleotides. RefSeq lists its product as uncharacterized. The transcript is spliced from 9 exons. The coding region runs from base 1 to 1839 and encodes 612 amino acids. NCBI's taxonomy places the organism in Eukaryota, Metazoa, Chordata, Leptocardii, Amphioxiformes, Branchiostomatidae. The record is from RefSeq and is a predicted model, not a curated record.